Messenger RNA from Fonsecaea nubica, 1122 nucleotides. RefSeq lists its product as hypothetical. NCBI's taxonomy places the organism in Eukaryota, Fungi, Ascomycota, Eurotiomycetes, Chaetothyriales, Herpotrichiellaceae. The transcript has a single exon. The coding region runs from base 1 to 1122 and encodes 373 amino acids. Gene Ontology annotation, biological process: ribosome biogenesis. The record is from RefSeq and is a predicted model, not a curated record.
AUGCCGAUCCAACAGCCCGCCAACCAGAUCAAACUGACCAAUGUAUCGCUGGUCCGAUACAAGAAGGGCAAGAAACGGUUCGAACUUGCGUGUUACAAGAACAAACUACUCGAAUACCGCUCGGGGACCGAGACCGACCUCGACAAUGUCCUGCAAGUGCCGACCAUCUUCCUGAACGCCUCAAAGGGCGAAACUGCCCCUAAUGCCGAACUCGUCAAGGCAUGGCCUAUGCCAGAAAAACAAGAAUCGGGAGGGAAAGGUGGUGGAAAGGGCGGUAAGAAGGGUAAGGGGAAAUCUACAACGGAUGAGGGGGAAGAUGAGAAGUCAUGGAAGGACGCCAUCAUUGAAGAAAUUCUGAAAAAGGGCGAGAUCCAAGUCAACGCGAACGAGCGCAAGGAACUGUUGGACAGGAUGGAGAGGGAGAUUGUGGAAGAAGUCGCCCAGAGACUGGUGGAUCCGCAGACAAAGAGAGUCUAUACCACAGGCAUGAUCAAGAAAGGACUAGACGUGCUCUCCAAACAGGGCGGUCAUGUUCCCUCUCAGGACUCCUUGGGCCACAAACUCGGCAAGCUAAAUCUGGGGGAAGGCGUCAAGAAGGGAGCUGCAGCGCCAAAGGGAUCAAGCGAAACGAGUGGACAAGCAACGCCAAUGACGGACGAAGACAAUGAGUCGGCGUCUGGCGGCACCCCCAAGGGCAGAAAGAGCGACAUGCCCUCAUGGACGGGGGUCGUGACCAACAAAUCUGUCAAACAGCAGGCUCUUGAAGCGAUCCGUGCCUUGAUCGCCUGGCAGCCCAUCCCCGUCAUGCGUGCGCGUAUGAGACUGCGGAUCACUUGCCCCACCAACAUCGCAAAACAAGCCGCAAAAUCCAAAGUCGCCAGUACAAGCGCAGACACUGGCGAAGACGCCGGAGCCGACCAGGGCAAAGGCACUAUCAAGGAUCGCAUUUUGUCCUUUGUCGAGCAGGUCGAGAGCCAGGAAGUGCUGGGUGAGGAGUGGGAAGUGGUCGGAUUCGUGGAACCGGGCGCGUUUAAAGCCCUGGGAGAGUUUAUUGCCGCCGAAAUGAAGGGAAGAGGGAGGCUGGAAGUGCUGGAUAUGGCUGUUACCCAUACAGACGAUUGA